AUGGCCCUUGCGGUGCCUAUCCAAAAUUCUGGAUCGUCUGGAGUCUCCCCAGCGUCGCGAGUGGAUUCGGCCGAAACCAAAACUAUCGCACAAUCAUUGGCCAAUGACCCGGAAGCAGACCGAAAUAAGAGACACCUCGGCUUCGGAGGCAUUGGUAUAGGUGUCGGUCUAUUCGGUGGAGGCUUCAGUCCGUACGACCACUAUGGGUAUGGUGGUCAUUAUGGAGGACAUGAAGGGUAUUACGGAGGCUAUGGAGGCCACUUUGGUGGUGGUCCUUAUGGAUAUGGAGGUCCCCAUGGAUUUGGAAGCCCUUAUGGCUAUGGAGGUCUAUAUGGUCCGCCGUACGGAGGAGGAUACGCUAAUGGGUACCACUAUGGCUACGGAUCGGGAUUCAGCAGUGGAUUCUUCGGCUAG
Messenger RNA from Anopheles marshallii, 414 nucleotides. Its product is annotated as keratin-associated protein 19-2-like. The transcript has a single exon. The record is from RefSeq and is a predicted model, not a curated record. Bases 1 to 414 code for a protein of 137 amino acids. NCBI's taxonomy places the organism in Eukaryota, Metazoa, Arthropoda, Insecta, Diptera, Culicidae.